Molecule: messenger RNA, 2264 nt
Organism: Rhagoletis zephyria (snowberry fruit fly)
Lineage: Eukaryota; Metazoa; Arthropoda; Insecta; Diptera; Tephritidae
Gene: nAChRbeta1
Product: nicotinic acetylcholine receptor beta1
Biological process (GO): monoatomic ion transmembrane transport
Cellular component (GO): postsynaptic membrane
Molecular function (GO): transmembrane signaling receptor activity; acetylcholine-gated monoatomic cation-selective channel activity
Source: RefSeq, a predicted model, not a curated record
UCCAGCAUUCAGCAUUGGCAGAUAGAUACGCACCUAUUUGUCGAGGAAAAAAUUUUCAAAUUAAAUUUUAUUUAAGAGAAUUUAUAAAUAUGAAAAGAAAUUAAAUUAAAAUUGGUGUUCUUGUUUUCUAAGGGCGUGCCCGAAAAGAGGAUAUAUUUGCAAUCAAAUGAAUCCAGGAGGAUUCUAUUGAAUUUUCGAAAACUCAAAAUUGAAGGUUUUGUAAUCAAGGGAUAGAACUAACUACAAAUAUCGAUGGAUCGGAAUCGUGUAACCCGUUGGGUGGGAAGUAGCCUGUGCCUGGCGCUGCUGCUAUUGGCCUUCACGAAACUGGAUAAAGUAAGUGCAUCCGAAGAUGAAGAACGCUUGGUACGUGAUCUCUUUCGUGGGUAUAACAAACUUAUACGACCCGUUCAGAAUAUGACACAAAAAGUUGGAGUAAGAUUUGGUUUGGCGUUCGUACAGCUAAUCAAUGUCAAUGAGAAAAAUCAAAUUAUGAAAUCAAACGUUUGGUUACGUUUGGUUUGGUACGAUUAUCAAUUGCAAUGGGACGAGGCCGAUUAUGGUGGUAUUGGCGUACUGCGUUUGCCGCCCGAUAAGGUUUGGAAACCGGAUAUUGUGUUGUUCAAUAAUGCUGACGGCAACUACGAAGUACGCUACAAGUCCAAUGUUCUCAUCUAUCCCACGGGUGAAGUGCUCUGGGUUCCGCCUGCAAUCUAUCAGAGCUCAUGCACCAUCGACGUCACCUAUUUCCCGUUUGACCAACAGACGUGUAUCAUGAAAUUUGGUUCGUGGACCUUCAACGGCGAUCAGGUGUCGUUAGCACUGUACAACAACAAAAAUUUCGUCGAUCUAUCCGACUAUUGGAAAUCCGGUACAUGGGACAUUAUCGAAGUUCCGGCCUAUCUAAACGUCUAUGAAGGUGACGGUAAUCAUCCAACCGAGACGGAUAUCACGUUUUACAUCAUCAUACGCCGCAAAACUUUGUUCUAUACAGUGAAUUUGAUCUUGCCUACUGUGCUAAUCUCAUUCCUAUGCGUCUUAGUAUUCUAUCUGCCUGCUGAGGCUGGCGAAAAGGUCACAUUAGGCAUAAGCAUUCUGCUGUCGCUGGUUGUGUUCCUGCUGCUCGUAUCAAAGAUUCUUCCGCCAACCUCGUUGGUGCUGCCACUGAUUGCCAAGUACUUGCUAUUCACUUUUAUUAUGAAUACGGUCUCAAUUCUGGUGACAGUGAUCAUCAUUAACUGGAACUUUCGCGGUCCACGCACACAUCGCAUGCCCAUGUGGAUACGGACUGUUUUUCUACACUAUCUUCCUGCCUUUUUGUUAAUGAAACGUCCGCGCAAAACAAGACUGCGUUGGAUGAUGGAAAUGCCUGGAAUGAGUAUGCCAGCUCAUCCACAUCCAUCUUAUGGGUCACCAGCUGAAUUACCAAAGCACAUCAGUGCGAUUGGUGGCAAGCAAUCCAAAAUGGAGGUUAUGGAGCUCUCUGAUUUGCACCAUCCCAAUUGCAAAAUAAACCGUAAAGUAAAUAGUGGUGCUGAAUUAGGAGGAAUCGGCGACCAAUGCAGGCGAGAGAGUGAGUCAUCGGAUUCGAUAUUGCUAUCACCCGAAGCUAGCAAAGCCACCGAAGCAGUGGAAUUUAUAGCAGAGCAUUUGCGAAACGAGGAUCUCUACAUUCAAACCCGCGAGGACUGGAAAUAUGUGGCCAUGGUGAUUGAUCGUCUUCAACUAUACAUCUUUUUCAUUGUUACCACUGCCGGCACAGUAGGUAUACUAAUGGAUGCGCCACAUAUAUUCGAGUAUGUAGACCAAGACCGCAUCAUCGAAAUUUAUAGAGGAAAGUAGACGAGAAAUUCAUCACAAGAAAAAAAAGCAAAAUGCAAAAAUUCAUAAUUGACAGUGCGGGUGUUUGCACUAAUCCGUUGUUAGUGAAUAAGCGAUUAAGCAAAUCAUAUUCAUUGGAAUCAAAUACACGUACAUAAGUACGAAAGUAAUAAAAGGCCAAUUAAAAAAAUAUUUCCAAGCUACUAUUGCCCAGCAAGCGACAACUCAUACCUAGUUUAAAUUAUUAGAAUUGAUUAAUGUUUGUUUUGUAAAUUUUUGUUCAAUGACAGUUAACAAGUUUAUAAUGUAAGUGCAAUGCUUCAGAGUGUAAGUUGAAUUUGUUACAUAUUUUAAUAGAUGCAUAUACAUAUGCACACAAUGCAGAUGAAUUUUCGGACUGUAGGUUUAACGAAUUAUAGUAAAUAAAUGGAAAAUAUACGCAA